Molecule: messenger RNA, 885 nt
Organism: Mixia osmundae IAM 14324
Lineage: Eukaryota; Fungi; Basidiomycota; Mixiomycetes; Mixiales; Mixiaceae
Exons: 2
Coding region: 1-885 (294 amino acids)
Molecular function (GO): calcium ion binding; monooxygenase activity
Source: RefSeq, a predicted model, not a curated record
AUGACAGGUCGAAGGUCGAGCGGAUCGCAGAUUAACAAGCCCAAUGGGCUGUCUGGUCAAGUUGUCGAAGUCAACGGUCACACGACGAUCAGAACGCACGGAAAGGGUCAUCACAAGGAAGCUAUCAUCGACGAGUAUCUCGCCAACCUUGAUGACUCACUUGCCAGUGCCUCGGUCGCCGAUCGAGCACCGGUGACAGCCCAACGUCAGGCUGGCAUCACCGCUAUUCCCCACGCUGGCUUUCCUCGUGCAGAAUUUGCUCCUGCCAGCACUGAGCUACACGCAGACGCGGAGGCUGCCACUGUCUACGGUCAGACUGUCGGCAAGCAAGUUGCAGCCCAGAACGAAGGCUACACGACUUUGCAAAAGCAUGUUGCAUUCUUUGACGGUGACGGUGACGGCGUCAUCUGGCCACUUGACACCUAUCGCGGCUUCAGAGCCUGCGGAUACGGCUACAUCAUCAGCUUCCUCGCCAUCUUCAUCAUUCAUUCUGCAUUCUCAUACCCCACUGUCAGCGGCUACCUUCCCGAUCCCUACUUUCGAGUCUACAUCGAAAACAUCCACCGCUGCAAGCAUGGUUCGGAUAGCGGCGCGUAUGACAACGAAGGCCGCUUUGUUCCCCAGAAAGCACACGAUUUCUUCCACAAGUACGGCAAAGGCGACGAAUUGACAUCCGGCGAGCUCUAUCGCGCAACAAAGGGCCAACGAGUUCUUAUGGAUCCCUUUGGGGUUUUCGCGGCGAUCUUUGAAUGGUGGACAACAUGGCUCAUUGCAGUGGGUAGUACGACGAAGGGGAAGCUGUCGCGCGACGAUGCCCGCGGCGUCAUUGACGGCUCGCUCUUCUACAAACUCAAGGAAGAACGCCUCUCACGCGAGCAGACAUGA